Molecule: messenger RNA, 3230 nt
Organism: Gasterosteus aculeatus aculeatus (three-spined stickleback)
Lineage: Eukaryota; Metazoa; Chordata; Actinopteri; Perciformes; Gasterosteidae
Source: RefSeq, a predicted model, not a curated record
GUUUAUAUAUAUGUAUAUAUAUAUAAGUUGAUAUAUGUAAUGUGUGAAGUUAAAUUAUGUUACAAUCAGCCAGUUGCCAAUCCUCAAACGUAAAACAAUUUAAUUUAAAUAAUUUUCCAGACUUUGUCGUACGAGUGACAUUACUAACGUUAGUUACUUCUGCUCCAUUCACUGGGACUUUAGUCUUUUCUGCCUGUGUGCUUCUACUUCAGCGGUUGCUGGUUUGAACUCGCUAACGUACGUGCUAACGCACUUUAGCUAACGAGCAUACUACGCUAACUAACGUUACUUGAUUGUGCAUCUCGGACCAGCCGAGGAGCAAGCGGGAUAGUAUUCCACUUGCUAGCUAGAUUGUUCAACUGAGAAAAGGGCGGCUAACGAACCUGCGCUAGCUAACGUUACUUGACUGUGCAUCUCGGACCAGCCGAGGAGCACGGGGAUAGUAUUCCACUAGCUAGCUACCUUGUUCAACUGAGAAAAGGGCGGCUAAUGAACCUGCGCUAGCUAACAUAAGUUCACGGUGCAUGCUUGAAACCGCGAUUGUCUUUUCAGUCAAACAAUCUAGUUCGCUAGUUAAGUAAAAAAACGGGCUCCCGUGCUUCUCGGCUGGUCCAGGAGCAGCGCCAGGUGUUUCUGCAUCAAGCUUGUCGUGACUCGCAGUUCUGUGGCAUUUCUAUUAAUUUUUUGCAAGUCAUUCUGUUCAUUCAUUUUUGUGUAAAGCUGGAACUUUCCAUCUAUAAACGUUGUAUAAAACUAAUUGAAAACAUGUAAUUUUAAGGCAGUGUUAGCUGUAGUCAUUGAUCAUGUUUUGGUAAGCUACUAGUAACUAACUUGUUGUUAUAUUAAGUAUAAGCAAUUCCGUUUUUAAAGUUUUAGAUCGUGGUCUAAACUUUGUCAUUUCUUUUCUUUGCCUUUUAGGUUGCUGGUUCCAAAAUGAUCUGGAAGUAACAUACACGGUCCUAUGAGCUGUCAACUGCACACACAAGCCAGUCGAUCCACCUGCACUCUGGUCUGAAUGAUACAGUCCCUCUCUCAGCAUACAGGAUAGACGGCUCACUCCUGCUGACCCCCAAGCGGUUCAUCCAAGUGAGACAGAACUGAGUUCAGCACAAUGGCGGCUGCAUCCCCACAACCAAUGAUUCUUCGUGUUGUUGAGCCAGACCAGGCUAGAAAAUUAAAACUCAGCUCACGACCAGCCUCUGUUGAUGCACUGAUCAACAUUAUAAAAGAAAAGCUGGAAAUCAACCUUGACUUCGAUUUGCUUUACGAAGAUCCAGACUUUGAAGGGAAACUUACUUCCCUUGCCGACAUAGAGGAAUUACCACAAAAGGCUGUUGUGCACAUCUCACUUUCACAAGACUCCAGCUCUGUUGCAUCUACUAUUCAACUUUCAGAUGUGUCAUCUCCUGAGCGUCUCAGCAGGUGGCCUCCAGGUCCUUUUCCUGUUCCCACAUUUUCAUUUGACGUUGAACUGAAACUUCGAGACGGAAAUGCGGAAUAUGAGAAGAACAACACGCAUCUUAAAUUGACAAGAGGCCUAAAGCACGACAUUUUAGAAAAGCUUGCUUCGGCUAUAUAUGGUUUUAAGGCUUACCCGAGUGACAAAGAGAUUGCAAAGGCUGCUGAGGCUCUUGUAGCCAAACAUCCCUGCUUGAAGGAAGCAGGAUCUGAGACUGGAUGGAAUGGCUGGAAGAACAGCAUAAAGUUUAAGAUGGGCAAUUACAGGAACAAGAUGAGACGGGCUGGAUGUCAGGAGGUCACUGUUAAUGCUGGAAAAAGAAGUAGAAGUAAUCCUGAAAAUGAAUCUUCACAUUCCAACAUUAAAAGACCCAAGCGAGCCGAAGUCAACUUCCUACCCAACUUUCCCCAAGGAAAGGAUCCUUCCAUCCUUGAGCAGUUGAGGCAGACAAUUGUUGAAGAAGUCGCGAAGACUGAGAAGAGCCUGCCCCUGAUUAGAAAGAUGAUGGAGACCACAUUUCCCCUACGCCGACAGACUAUAGUGAUGUCCUGCCCACCAGUGAACGAGCUCAUGAACCUCUGGCCUGCUCUCAAAAUAGAGAAUGAGUUGUAUGCAGAGUUCCAGCGGAUUACGAAUCAGAACCUUCCCAACACAUUCUAUGCUGAGCUUGACCGCCAUCUUCCUCGACUGAUGACCUUAUUUAGACAGAAGGCAUCAAAAACUGGGAAGACAGCAGAUGCUCUAGUUAAAAUUUUAAAAAUCCACGAUGAACAGGAAAUCCAUGACAUCCACACCAAGCGCACUACUGUUCUCCACGCCCUUCCUGUGUAUCUGUGCGAGGAUGCUUCUGGAUUUUUCAGAACCUGCACAGACAAGUCUGAUGAGCCAGAGCUUGACGGUGUUGCAGUGGGCCUCCUUACUGUCAUCAGUGACCAUGACACAAGUCCAGUUCACUACAACCCUGUGAGAAUCUCUGUCAUCAUUGAAAGUGAUGCCAUGGUCAGCCUCCCCCGACUUGGCGAUGCCUUCCUGGUAAUCUUUGGACUGAUCUAUGCACUACACCUCAGCUACCCCAAAGCACUGACCAACACUUUUGAAUUCACUGAAAAGAUUCUACUUGGUCUAGAAAGUGGUAAACUGUCACCCAAGUUGCAGACCCUCAAGAAUGACUUGAUGCAGAAACUCAUCUGAAAGAAGGCUGCAGGGAAAGCUUUAUAAAAGGCUAGUUCAAAGUUUAAGGGGAAAUGUUCUAUAGAGUUUUUGUAAUUUCAUCCAAAUUGCUGCCCUGUUGCCUUAUGCAUGCAUUUUGCAUGUAAUCUUGUCGCGCAAAUAAUUUGCGUCACGUUUGGUGUGACCACGGCAUUACUCAGGAAUUAGCCAAAAGCACAGUUUUCUUUUUUAGCUGUAACGAAAAAUAAUUUAAUUUUGGUAUUAUUUAUUUGUUUUGAUUACUUUGAUUACAAUUUAUUUGAGAUCUUUACAUUGAACAGAGCAGUGCAUAUGUCUCUGUUGAUUUUAUAAAUGUUGAUUCAUUUUUCUAUUUCAUUUUAAUACCGCUGUGUGCUAAAAGGGAGUGGGUAAGAAAAUAUGGUUCAAUAGCAAGUGUUCAUGAGUUUGUUGAACUCAAUGUAUUUGAGGCAAUCGAUUGCCUCAAAAAUCUUAAGUUUCGAGUGACAUGUUUUUAAGUAAACACAUGCAACAUUUUUGACUAAUGUGUACUUAAAACAAUGACAACACAAACUAAUAAAAAUUGAGUUUGGUUAACAUGAAA